Annulohypoxylon maeteangense is the source of this 672-nucleotide messenger RNA. Its product is annotated as ribosomal L27e protein family-domain-containing protein. Bases 124 to 531 code for a protein of 135 amino acids. The transcript is spliced from 3 exons. Lineage: Eukaryota; Fungi; Ascomycota; Sordariomycetes; Xylariales; Hypoxylaceae. Gene Ontology annotation, biological process: translation. Gene Ontology annotation, cellular component: ribosome; cytosolic large ribosomal subunit. The record is from RefSeq and is a predicted model, not a curated record. Gene Ontology annotation, molecular function: structural constituent of ribosome.
GGGAACUUGCGAACUUACCUCAAUUCCGAACUGCAAUCUUCAAACGACCAAUUACGCCAACCCACUUUCAACUUCCUCGACACACUUCGCCCAUUCGACAACCACGAUUGCGAAGCCUUAAAGAUGAAGUUCCUCAAGGUCGGCCGAGUUGCCAUCAUCACCCGCGGCAGAUAUGCCGGUAAGAAGGUUGUCAUCAUCCAGCCCGUCGACAGCGGCAACAAGGCACACCCCUACGGCCACGCUCUAGUCGCCGGUAUCGAGCGCUACCCCUCUAAGAUCACCCGACGCAUGUCCAAGACGCGCCAAGAGAAGCGCUCUAAGAUCAAGCCCUUCAUCAAGGCCAUCAACUACAACCACUUGAUGCCCACACGAUACACCCUCGAGCUCGAGGGCCUGAAGGGUGUUGUUUCCGGCGAGACCUUCAAGGAGGUCAGCCAACGGGAGGAUGCUAAGAAAAACGUUAAGAAGGUCUUGGAGGAGCGCUACACAAGUGGAAAGAACCGAUGGUUCUUCACUCCCCUAAAAUUCUAAUCCUGUCGUCUGCAUACUUCCGUCGUUCGGUCUUAGGGGGUUCGGUCUGGGAUGUAAAUCGCAUCAUCAAUGGCAUUAGGAGCCACAAGGGUCUUGCUCUGAAUUCAGAAUCAUGAAAAUGAAACACACUUGACGAAUGAA